This is a messenger RNA of Mobula hypostoma (lesser devil ray), 5627 nucleotides long. RefSeq names its product liprin-alpha-3-like. Bases 254 to 3835 code for a protein of 1193 amino acids. The record is from RefSeq and is a predicted model, not a curated record. Gene Ontology annotation, biological process: synapse organization. Gene Ontology annotation, cellular component: presynaptic active zone. Lineage: Eukaryota; Metazoa; Chordata; Chondrichthyes; Myliobatiformes; Myliobatidae. The transcript has 29 exons. Gene Ontology annotation, molecular function: protein binding.
UUUCAUUCUUUUUUUAUGGGAGGGGGAGUUUAAUUUUAGCUGCUUUUGCAUCCCUCUUCUCUUUAAAGUGAAAGGACCUUUGGAGAGGAAUGCAGAGGUAAAGUGAGAACGGGGGGAAUCAGGAGAGGACGAGAAGCUGGGAGCCCGGCUUGCAAAUCACGCCAUCUUGACCUGAGGAGCUGCCUGCGAGCCUCCGGCCGCUGGUCGCCGUCCUGCUGUCUCUCGGGGCUUCCAAUGGUCUAACUUGGACAAGAUGAUGUGCGAGGUGAUGCCCACCAUAAACGAGGACAAUCGCCGGGGCUCCCAGUAUGGGUCGGACGACGCCAACUUCGAGCAGCUGAUGGUGAACAUGCUGAACGAGCGCGAACGCCUACUGGAAAGUCUGAGGGAGACCCAGGAGAGCUUGUCCGGUGCUCAGCUCCGUCUGCGCGAGCUGGGCCACGAGAAGGAGUCACUGCAGAGACAGCUCAGCAUCGCCUUGCCCCAGGAGUUUGCCGUCCUCACGAAGGAACUCAACUUGUGCCGAGAGCAACUUCUGGAGAGGGAGGAGGAGAUCGCAGAGCUGAAGGCGGAGAGGAACAACACGCGGCUACUGCUGGAGCACCUGGAGUGCCUGGUGUCGCGGCACGAACGCUCCCUCAGGAUGACGGUGGUGAAGCGCCAGGCCCAGUCUCCCGCCGGCGUCUCCAGCGAGGUCGAGGUGCUCAAGGCCCUGAAGUCUCUCUUCGAACAUCACAAAGCUUUAGAUGAGAAGGUUCGGGAGAGACUGCGAGUGGCUCUGGAAAGGGUCUCAAUUCUGGAAGAGGAGUUGGAAUCAACAGCCCAGGAUAGGCUGGCGAACGGUACGGCGCUGUCCGGUGACGGUGACUCCGAGUGCCACGACCUGAUCGAGAGGCAGAGCACAGAGCUGCUGCAGAUGAGGGAGCGGCUGGCCGUCCUGUGCCGGAAGGUGGCCGAGGUGGAGGACGAGCUCAGUACUGCGCGCAAGGAUCUCAUCAAGUCAGAGGAGGCCAACACCAAGCUCCAGCGGGAUUUGAAAGAGGCCUUAGCACAACGGGAGGACAUGGAAGAGAGAAUAACAACCCUGGAGAAACGUUACCUCAGCGCCCAGCGGGAAGCGACAUCUCUGCACGAUGCUAACGACAAGCUGGAGAAUGAGCUGGCGAGCAAGGAGUCCCUCUACAAACAGAGCGAAGACAAGAACCGCCAGCUCCAGGAGUGGCUCGACUCCUCCAAGCAGAAGCUUCAGCAGACCCUACGGAAGGCAGAGACCCUGCCCGAGGUGGAGGCGGAACUGGCUCAGCGCGUGGCCGCCCUCAACAAGGCUGAGGAGAGGCAUGGCAACAUAGAGGAGCGGCUGUGCCAACUAGAAGCAGAGCUGGAGGAGAAGAACCAGGAGCUACAAAGGGCUCGGCAGAGGGAGAAAAUGAAUGAUGAGCACAACAAGCGUCUGUCCGAAACUGUCGACAAACUGCUCUCCGAGUCCAAUGAGCGGCUGCAGCUGCACCUGAAGGAGAGGAUGGCCGCGCUGGAGGAGAAGAAUACGCUCAGUCAGGAGCUGUCUAACGUCAAAAAAGCCCAUGAAGAGGUGCUGAUGAACAAGGAGCAGCUGAUGACAGAGGUGGAGAGGAUGCAGACGGAGCUGGAACAGCUACGGACGAAGGCCGGGGUCCGCGAUGCUUAUUCCAGGUCCCUCCCGGGCAGUGCAUCAGAGCUACGCUAUUCCCACAGCUCUGGAGUUUCGAUGAGCAGUCACGUGGACAUCUAUAGCACCACUGGGGUCCUUCGGAGGCCCCACAAAGGCCGCUGGGCAGCUCUGAAGGAUGAUCCUUCCAAGGUGCAGACUCUGAACGAACAGGAGUGGGAGCGAGCCCAACAGGCCAACGUCCUGGCGAACGUGACCCAGGCCUUCGAGAGCGACGUUGAUGGUUCGGACAUCGAUGAUGACGACAGGGAGACGAUAUUCAGCUCUGCUGACAUCCUGUCUCCCAGCGGCCAGACAGAUGUUCAGACACUCGCUCUGAUGCUCCAGGAGCAGCUGGAAGCCAUCAACAAGGAAAUCCGGAUGAUUCAGGAGGAGAAGGAGACAACGGAACUGCGGGCAGAAGAAAUCGAGAGUCGGGUGGGCAGCGGGACCCUGGAGGGACAACAAUCCGGCCGCUACCGCACGGCCGCUACCCUCCCGCACUCGGUGACUGCCUCCACCCUCGCCAGCCCCUCACCUCCCAACAGCGGGCACUCCACCCCCAGGAUGACUCCGCACAGCCCAGCCCGAGAGUGUGACCGGCUCAGCAUUGGGAACGCGAACUCCCUGAGUCGGGAAGACUCCCGCGAAGACAAGACCACCAUCCAGUGCGAGACGUCCCCUCCGCCAACCCCUCGCGCCGUGCGACUGGAACGGGUCACUCAGGCUCUGCAGGCCAGCGCUCUGGAUGACGGCCGCGAACCUCGCAGUCUGUCAGGUUUCCAUGACGGCCUGGGCAGCAGUAGCAGCAACAGCAGUCAGGACUCCCUGCACAAGGUGCCCAAGAAGAAGAGCAUCAAGUCGUCGAUUGGCCGGCUGUUUGGAAAGAAGGAGAAAGGUCGCCUGGGGCACGGGGUCAGAGACUCUCCGUCACAAGCAGGGACAUCAGACACAGAGGUCUCUCCGCAAGACACCCUGGGGCUCUCAAAACUGGGAGGACCGGUGGACAAAGACCGAAGGAAUAAGAAAAAGCAUGAGCUGCUGGAAGAAGCUUGUCGCCAGGGACUCCCGUUUGCCUCCUGGGAUGGACCCACCGUCGUGGCGUGGCUGGAGCUGUGGGUUGGAAUGCCGGCCUGGUACGUGGCUGCCUGCAGGGCCAACGUCAAGAGCGGGGCCAUCAUGUCAGCCCUGUCCGACACAGAGAUCCAGCGGGAGAUCGGGAUCAGUAACCCCCUGCACAGGCUCAAGCUCCGCCUGGCCAUCCAGGAAAUGGUGUCUCUCACCAGCCCCUCGGCCCCCACCACAUCGCGAAUGAACACGGGCAACGUGUGGGUGACCCACGAGGAGAUGGAGUCCUUGGCUGCAGCCACGAAGACGGAAGCCAAGGAAAUCAGCUGGGACCAGAUCUUGGCCCACGGAGACAUGAACCACGAGUGGGUGGGAAACGACUGGCUUCCCAGCCUUGGCUUGCCGCAGUACCGCAGUUACUUCAUGGAGUCUCUGGUCGACGCCCGCAUGCUGGACCAUCUCACCAAGAAAGAACUUCGCGGCCAGCUGAAGAUGGUGGACAGUUUCCACAGGAUCAGUCUCCACUACGGCAUCAUGUGUCUGAAGCGGCUAAACUACGACAAGAAGGAACUGGAGAGCAAACGGGAGGGGAGCUUGUCACAGGUGAAGGACGUAAUGGUGUGGACAAAUGACCGGAUGAUGGCGUGGGUCCAGGCGAUCGGGCUGAAGGAAUACAGCAAUAACCUUCAGGAGAGUGGGGUGCACGGAGCUCUCAUCGCCCUGGACGACACCUUCGAUCACAACGACAUCGCGCUGUUGCUGCAGAUCCCAAUGCAGAACACGCAGGCUCGCCAGAUAUUGGAAAAUGAAUUCAACAACCUCUUGCUUCAAGGAACAGACAGACGACAUGAAGAGGGUGACGCCAAGAACUUCAGUCGAGCCCCGUCGUGGCGCAAGCGGUUCCGAGCAAAGGAGAUGCGUGAUAUGACGUCAGACACGUCGGAAACGCUCCCCGCCAACUUCCGGGUGACGGCAGCAGCCAUUGCUUCACAGAGCGUCCAGCUGCGGAAGGUGCAGGCAGACAGUGCCGCCUCAGGGACUCCGCGGGCCGACACCCCAUCAAUCCGGACGUAUUCAUGCUAACAGCACUCAGCAGAUUCUGAGUGUUGGGUCGAGCAGCUGUCGGGGUGUGUGCACCAUCACAGGAAGGAGCAACGAGCAAGCAAACCUCAUCCGAUUGCUGAGAGCAAAAGACUUUCUUCGUGUCGAGGACGAGCAGGCGAGAGCCCAGAGAGACUCCGAGAUCACGAUUGCGACGCUGCCUUGUUUUUUGUUCUCCUGUUACUCUGUGGGUUCCAGAUCAGAGCUCGGGGCCCCUACAGUGCAGAGCCUGUCUGGCUUGUUCAGGUGGCUGGCAGGGUGCACGCUGAUGGAGAAGGUCCACACCGGUUUAAAGCGUCAUUCGGUUCGGGAUGUAAAUAGAACGACCCUGCUCCCAUACUCCCUCUCCGAGGCUGGGGUUUUAUUCGUGUGAGUGUGAGUAUGUGUGUGUGUGAAUUUCAAAGACUUCCGUGCUGAAGACCUUGAACUUUAUUUUUCAAACCCGUUGCCUGCCCUAAGCAUUUAGAAUUGGACAUCUCCCCACCCCACCCCCUCCCACCCACUGUACCUGGACAGCAGUCUUGAGAGGGGCACGAGUAAAGGGCAACCAGGAACAGCGACUAGCUCUUCGAAAUUGUCACUUCAGCUGUCCGCAGACCGCCGGGGGCUCUUCUCCGUACCUGACUCCUGCUCUCCCUGACCUGAGAGCGUGUGACGGGUCGGUGUAGCGGGAGCUUUACUCUGUCCUUCGCCCUGCUCUGGGAUCGCUCGGUGCUGUUCUGGCCCCUGGAGCUAGAUGGUCGGGUCCCUGGGCGCCGCGGGUUCAGGAGCGAUGGGGACGGGUUCUGGCCACAGGCUCCAAAGAGAGUGCGGUGCUAAAACCAGCUAAGUCUGGAGCAAGGCGUAGAUGUUAGUUAGCCUCUGCCUGGGGCUUGGCGCAGCCUCACCCACUCUCGUCGCUCCCCCUCCUGUGGCCACUGACUGCUGCCUUAACCCCCCGCAGCUCGGGCUGUGCUGCCCCAGGUACAAAUUCAAUUGGCCACGGAGUAUUGUUGAGGUGCUGUCACUGACUGGUUACAUUUAAUACCUCCCCCACUCCUCACCAGUGCCGUGCGCAGCGGAACCUUGGUUUUAUUUAUAUCGAUAUUGAGCAUGCGUGUGUCUCAAGGACUCUCCCGUUUAAGGAAGUUUUGUCUCCGGAGCACGGGAUCCUGUUGUCCGAGGGGGUGGAGUGGGUUCCCGCUGGGAAGCAGAGGCAACGGCCUGGUCAGCUGUCCCCAGUCCCCGAGAUUGCCUUGUGCAUCCCACCGGGACCAGGAGAACAGCACGACAGGGGCCUCUCCUCUGGCUGAUAAAACAGGGUAACUGCGGAGGAAAUCAUCCCUCUCCCUGUUGCAGAUCACUUCCCCCUCCCUCGGCAACCUUCUAAUGCCCCUGCUCUACCCUCCCUCUACCCCCAGCACAUCUCAUGCUGAAACCACGGUAGCCUGAGGGAGUCCUCGUGUGAAGUAUGGCCAGUUUAAUUCUUGUUGUACAUGUAAAUCAGGCUUUGCUGUUAACGCAUUGAAUGGUUUCAAACCUUUCAGUGUUUCUUUUGUAAAUGGACAAUUACUGUAUUUAUUUAACUUGUGCAAUGUUCUGUCAUUGUUCUGGAACAUUCUUUGACUUUUUUUUGUUCAUUUUUACUCUUUACUUGGAACGAGGAAAAGACUCUCCCUUUUUAUAUGUCAGCCCGACGCACUUCAUCGUCACGUCUAUUUUUUAUUUAAUUUAUUAGUGCCACGCGCGUUUCCAGGUGAGUGAAAUUGUAUUUAAUGUAUUUACAUAAAGGUAU